AUGCCUCACAUACACAAAGCAGUUGAUUUGGCCUGGCUGAUGACAACACUGAGUUGUAACCAAUCAGGAGGUUGGUGUUGCUUAGAAAGUUCCGGUAUUGGCUUUACUUAAAUGGUCCAAAAUCUGUUCUCUUCUUCACACACUCCACUCCUCAAGCACACUGUUUGUUUUCAAGCCAUACUCACAAUUUCACAGAGACAAUAACAUGCACUGUAAAGAUCAAAUCAGUCACAAAGACUACCAGAGGUCAGUGGAUUGGCUCCAGUCCAAAACACAGCACAGACCUAAAGUGGCCAUCAUCUGUGGAUCUGGACUGGGCAUGCUGGCUGAUACACUCCAGUGCCAGGAAUCCUUCAAGUACUCUGAUAUUCCUGGCUUUCCACAAAGCACAGUGCAGGGCCAUAUUGGGAGGCUGGUGUUUGGUGAACUCAAAGGGAAGACCUGUGUUUGUAUGCAGGGCCGAUUUCACAUGUAUGAGGGACACUCAAUAUAUAAGGUCACUUUCCCAGUGAGAGUGUUCAAGCUUUUGGGUGUGGAAACCCUGAUUGUCACGAAUGCUGCAGGGUCCAUAGCAGAAAGCUAUCACUGUGGUGAUGUCAUGAUCAUUAGAGAUCACAUCAACUUCCCUGGACUUGCUGGUUUAAACCCACUAAAUGGCCCUAAUGAUGACAAGUUUGGACCUCGUUUUCCCCCUAUGUCUGGAGUUUAUGAUAAAGACUUGCGAAAGCUGGCAUUUGACAUCUGUAAGAGGAUGGGCGUGACCCAGUUUGUCCAGGAGGGAGUGUAUUGUAUGGUGGGUGGGCCCAACUUUGAGAGCAUAGCAGAAGCCAGACUUCUGCACAAACUGGGAGUGGAUGCAGUGGGCAUGAGCACAGCCCCUGAAGUCCUCGUGGCUAGCCACUGCGGCAUGCGUGUGUUUGGCCUCUCACUUAUCACCAAUAAAGUGGUGAAGAGCUAUGAGGAUUCAGAGACCACCAAUCACGAAACCAUACUGGAAUUGCUGUUCUUCACAAGUUUCCGCAGACAACUGCCUCUGAUGUGCGAGUGGAUCAGACGCAAGUGUAAAAAUGAGCAGUUCAGCCAAAAAAAAAAGGAGCAUAAUGUGUAGUUUUUGUAUAGAGGGUCAGUAUGGGUGUUGGUGCCAUAAUUUUCAGUGUUCUUUUAAUAAAAAGCAUUUUUCAGUUUCCUUUGUUCAGUUUUAAAAUGCUGAAACCAUGUAAAGUUUAAAUAAAA
Ictalurus furcatus (blue catfish) is the source of this 1233-nucleotide messenger RNA. It is a transcript of the gene pnp4a, whose product is annotated as purine nucleoside phosphorylase 4a. Gene Ontology annotation, cellular component: cytoplasm. The coding region runs from base 206 to 1108 and encodes 300 amino acids. The transcript is spliced from 7 exons. Gene Ontology annotation, molecular function: purine-nucleoside phosphorylase activity. Gene Ontology annotation, biological process: nucleoside metabolic process. NCBI's taxonomy places the organism in Eukaryota, Metazoa, Chordata, Actinopteri, Siluriformes, Ictaluridae. The record is from RefSeq and is a predicted model, not a curated record.